AUGGCUGAUUUUGGGGGGUUACAUCGGAAUGAGGCCAGUGGUGCACUCACUGGAUUAACACGUGUCAGGAGAUUCCAGCAGGAUGACGCUCAUAUCUUCUGCAGGGAGUCCCAAGUAAAAGAUGAAGUGAGGGCUGUCUUAGAGUUUAUCGAGUAUACCUAUAAUAUAUUUGGAUUCACUUUUAAGCUGAAACUUUCAACAGUGAAUGAAGGGGAUGGUGCAUUCUAUGGACCGAAGAUAGAUAUCACUGUAUCUGAUGCAUUGAGCAGAGAUCAUCAGUUGGCAACAUUACAGCUUGAUUUUCAACUUCCCGACCGCUUUAAGCUGUAUUACUCAGCAGAGGGUGAAGAUGGCAAGAUGGAGAGGCCUGUUAUGAUACACAGAGCUGUUUUAGGUUCCGUUGAGCGUAUGCUUGCUGUACUGUUGGAACAUUACAAAGGGAAAUGGCCCUUCUGGCUUAGUCCACGUCAGGCAAUUGUUUGCCCUGUGUCGCACACAGCCCUGCCUUAUGCUCUACAGGUACGGGAUCAGAUCCAUCGAGCUGGUUAUUAUGUCGAUGUUGACACAAGUGAUAAAACAAUUCAGAAAAAGGUACGACAAGCUCAGAUCGCACAGUACAACUACAUUUUAGUUGUGGGUGGGGAGGAAGUUCAAAAUGGACAGGUUAGCGUAAGGGUUAGAGAUAAGGGUGAUGUGACAGUAAUGAGCAUGGAGAGCCUACUACAACACUUCAAGGACCAAGUUGAAGCUUUCCAUUAGGAUUCCCUUCAUUUUAUUAUUUCAUUUUUUCUUGGGAGUGAUGGGUGAUUUGAUCAUAUUUUUUUUUGGGUCCAAAGUGAUUUGAUGAUCUAACACCGAUGGAUUGUUUAUUUAAUUUCCCCGUUUGAGUCC
Messenger RNA from Prunus avium (sweet cherry), 891 nucleotides. NCBI's taxonomy places the organism in Eukaryota, Viridiplantae, Streptophyta, Magnoliopsida, Rosales, Rosaceae. The record is from RefSeq and is a predicted model, not a curated record.